AUGGAUUACUUCAAACCAUGCUUUAAAGAAGACGUCCUUUACAGUAAAUUUAGUAAAUCAUUAGCUUCAACGUCCGUUUUUUAUAACGCUCCAACAUCGUUUUUUAAAUGUUUAAUAGUUGAGAUGAAUCACCAAGUUUUUUUGAAAAGAGCGACCAUGUAUCGGGUUAACGAUAUUGUAAACGAUAUUUAUUUUAUUUUAAAUGGGGAGGUGGAAGUUUUGGGUGCGGAUCAUAACAGAUUGAAAGUGUUGAGAGAGGGUAGUAUAUUUGGUAAUUUGGGUAAAGAAACUUAUACGAGACAAUUAUUAAUAAUGGCCGCAAGAAGUAAUUUGGAGGUGUUGAUUAUUGAAAGUAAAACGUUUCAUGAGAUUAUAAGUAAUUAUGCUUCGUUGAAUGAUCACUUUCAAGAAUUAACUCUGGUAAACGUAGAUUUCUUACAAAAUGAGUUCACUUCAAUUGAGAGAAUACACGAAACAACGUCUACGAUUUUGGCAAUAAAGAAGAAAAAGUUUUAUGAUUUUUACUUCACCUGCAGCCCUUUAAUAAAAAAUUACGAAGCUGUUCACAUAGCAAACAAUGUUCUUAUGAUUAUUUCUUGUUUAAUCGGAUUUCAUUACGAAGGAUAUCAAAAAGCUGUUAUGGACACUGAUUGGUAUAAAUUAAGUAUUCUCCAUUUAAUGGAUCUUUUAUUUAUAAUCAGGAUGUUUCUUAAACUACAUACGAUCUAUAUCGAUGUGUAUGGAAUUUCUGUUCGUAAUAAAAAGGAUAUCAUCAUAAAUUACGUUAAACAAGAACCUGGUUUAUAUUUUGACAUCUUAGUGGGUGCCCCAUUCGAUUUAUUCGGAUACUGUUUCGUCUGGUCUCAAUAUUUUCCAAUCAUAUUCAACGCAUUAAGACUGGUGAAAUUAUUAAGAAUACAUUUAGUUGUAAAUAUUUUAGACAAAAUCCAAGAAAAAUUACACAUAAACGUAGCAUUAAUAAGAGUUUUAUACAUCUUAACUGUAACAUCAAUUUAUGUGCAAAUAAUGGGAAUUUGCUUUUUUUACUCAAGAUAUUUCACCGUUCCAACGCUCGAACCUCCAUUAAACUCGAAAUCUAUGUUGUAUCUAAAUUCAAUUUUUGUUAUUGCUUGUACAACAUUCGGAGCACCAUUAACAAAUCUUGGCAUACAAUAUACUUUCGCGGUAUCAUUACUUUGCGUGCUUAUUACAAUAUUAGGAAGAUUUAUAGUAACUCUUUUUAUCGCUGAAACUUGCGCUAUUUUGGAGGCUAUCAAUAAAAGUAGGAAUUCAUACAAAGAAUUUGCAUUGGACGUCAAAGAAUACAUGGAAACAUACGACGUUUCGAUUCCGCUUAAUCGUGAAAUAAUAGUUUACGUUAAUUUGCUUUGGUCGAAUUAUCGUGGAGUUUUAAAUCCGCUUUUAUUGGAAAAAACUCCUUAUUAUUUAAAAGAAGCGACUUUAAACGCUAUGUUUGGUUAUCAUCUCCGAAACCAUCCGGUGAUUAAAAAUUUUCAUAUCGAUUUAAUAAGACAGAUGGCUGCUUGCAUGAAAGUAAUCAUUUUCUUCCCUGGAAAUCAUGUCGUUUAUCAAGGUGAUGUCGAUCAAACAAUGUAUUUUUUACACGAAGGGGUCAUCGAUGCUUUAACCGAAGAUUCUUUAGAAAAAGAAACGAUUGCGUUAAGUUUAGAAUCUGGGGAUUCUUUUGGAUUGGAACAAGGAUUAUUUCCUGGUACACCUCACAUUUUUUUCCCCGCUUCAGCUGAAAUAUUAGAUUUAUAUUAUACAGAUCCUAUCGAUAGUUACGAUGAAAAUAUUAAAAACUAUUUGUAUUAA
Messenger RNA from Onthophagus taurus, 1836 nucleotides. NCBI's taxonomy places the organism in Eukaryota, Metazoa, Arthropoda, Insecta, Coleoptera, Scarabaeidae. The record is from RefSeq and is a predicted model, not a curated record.